Cynocephalus volans (Philippine flying lemur) is the source of this 1500-nucleotide messenger RNA. RefSeq names its product growth differentiation factor 5 (gene GDF5). Lineage: Eukaryota; Metazoa; Chordata; Mammalia; Dermoptera; Cynocephalidae. The record is from RefSeq and is a predicted model, not a curated record. Gene Ontology annotation, cellular component: extracellular region. The coding region runs from base 1 to 1500 and encodes 499 amino acids. The transcript is spliced from 2 exons. Gene Ontology annotation, molecular function: growth factor activity; cytokine activity.
AUGAGACUCUCCAAACUCCUCACUUUCUUGCUUUGGCACCUGGCUUGGCUGGACCUGGAAUUUAUCUGCAUUGUGUUGGGUGCCCCUGACUUGGGCCAGAGACCCCAGGGGGCCAGGCCAGGAUUGGCCAAAGCAGAGGCCAAGGAGAGGCCCCCCCUGGCCCGGAACAUCUUCAGGCCAGGGGGUCACAGCUAUGGUGGGGGGGCCACCAAUGUCAGGGCAAAGGGAGGCACCGGACAGACAGGAGGCUUGACACAGUCCAAGAAGGAUGAACCCAAAAAGCUGCCCCCCAGAUCGGGUGGCCCUGAACCCAAGCCAGGACACCCUCCCCAGACAAGGCAGGCUGCGGCACGGACUGUGACCCCAAAAGGACAGCUUCCAGGGGGUAAGGCACCCCCAAAGGCAGGAUCCGUCCCCAGCUCCUUUCUGCUGAAGAAGGCCAGGGAGCCUGGGGCCCCUCGAGAGCCCAAGGAGCCCUUCCGCCCACCCCCCAUCACACCUCAUGAGUACAUGCUCUCGCUGUACAGGACACUGUCUGAUGCUGACAGAAAGGGAGGCAACAGCAGCGUGAAGUUGGAGGCUGGCCUGGCCAACACCAUCACCAGCUUUAUUGACAAAGGGCAAGAUGACCGAGGUCCUGUGGUCAGGAAGCAGAGGUACAUGUUUGACAUUAGUGCCCUGGAGAAGGACGGACUGCUGGGGGCUGAGCUGCGGAUCUUGCGGAAGAAGCCCUCGGACAUGGCCAAGCCAGCAGCCCCUGGCAGUGGGCGGAUGGCCCAGCUGAAGCUGUCCAGCUGCCCCAGCGGUCGGCAGCCGGCAGCCUUGCUGGAUGUGCGCUCUGUGCCAGGCCUGGAUGGAUCUGGCUGGGAGGUGUUCGACAUCUGGAAGCUCUUCCGAAACUUUAAGAACUCGGCCCAGUUGUGCCUGGAGCUGGAGGCCUGGGAACGGGGCCGGGCCAUGGACCUCCGUGGCCUGGGCUUUGACCGGGCUGCCCGACAGGUCCAUGAGAAGGCCCUGUUCCUGGUAUUUGGCCGCACCAAGAAACGGGACCUGUUCUUCAAUGAGAUUAAAGCCCGCUCUGGCCAGGAUGAUAAAACAGUGUAUGAGUACCUGUUCAGCCAGAGGCGAAAACGGCGGGCCCCACUGGCCACUCGCCAAGGCAAGCGACCCAGCAAGAAUCUCAAGGCCCGCUGCAGUCGGAAGGCCCUGCAUGUCAACUUCAAGGACAUGGGCUGGGACGACUGGAUCAUUGCACCCCUUGAAUAUGAAGCCUUCCACUGUGAGGGGCUGUGUGAGUUCCCCUUGCGCUCCCACCUGGAGCCUACGAACCAUGCGGUUAUCCAGACCCUGAUGAACUCCAUGGACCCUGAGUCCACACCCCCCACCUGCUGUGUGCCCACGCGGCUGAGUCCUAUCAGCAUCCUCUUCAUUGACUCUGCCAACAAUGUGGUGUAUAAGCAGUAUGAGGACAUGGUCGUGGAGUCCUGUGGCUGCAGGUAG